AUGAGUGUUCCCUCCAUACCGCUUGAAACACAAGCAGUGCCGGAAGAUCAAGAACAACAGUUUGUGCAUGAAGUCUACAAUGAUAUAGCUCCUCACUUCUCCUCGACAAGGUACAAGCCUUGGCCCAUAGUGGAGAAGUUCUUACUUGAUCAACCAGAUUUCAGCAUUGGCAUAGAUGUGGGUUGCGGCAACGGAAAGUAUCUUGGAGUGAACAAAAAGCUUUAUUGUCUUGGUACAGAUCGUUCGGACGGGCUCAUUGAAUGUGCUCAAAAGGUAAGCGAUAACAAGUACGACGUAGGAGUGGCCGAUGGAUUACAUCUACCUCAUGAGAGCGACAGGUUCGAUUUCGCCAUCCUGAUAGCGGUAAUACAUCAUUUUGCGAACGAAGAAAGACGGAUAGAGGCUAUAAAGCAUAUUCUUUCCAAGCUCCGAGUUGGAGGCAGGCUUCUAGUAUACUGUUGGGCACUUGAACAGGAGAAGUCUAGAAGAGGGUAUAAGGAGGGCGAUGACCAAGACAUUUUGAUACCGUGGGUUCUUCAAAAAAAUGUCAACUCAAAAAAGAAAAAGGGGGCACAGAAGGAUGACAUCGAAGAACUGAAAUUUUCUGAACCGGAAACCAAGUACCGUUACUAUCAUCUCUAUAGAAAGGGAGAACUUGUGGAAAAUGCCGAAAGGGCUGGCGGUAAGGUGGUAGACCAUGGCUACGAAAAGGACAACUGGUGGGCUAUUGUUGAGAGGGUUUGA
Molecule: messenger RNA, 744 nt
Organism: Candidozyma auris
Lineage: Eukaryota; Fungi; Ascomycota; Pichiomycetes; Serinales; Metschnikowiaceae
Gene: TRM9
Product: tRNA (carboxymethyluridine(34)-5-O)-methyltransferase
Exons: 1
Coding region: 1-744 (247 amino acids)
Biological process (GO): tRNA wobble uridine modification
Cellular component (GO): nucleus; cytoplasm
Molecular function (GO): S-adenosylmethionine-dependent methyltransferase activity; tRNA binding
Source: RefSeq, a predicted model, not a curated record